ACACAUCACACAGUGUGGGAAAACUGCAUUGUCAUUUCAUAGAAUAGUCAUCCAAGAUGCUCCUUAUUAUUCUCCUUGUGACCACAUUGACUCUCUCUGCUGAUGCUGCAGAGAGACCCAUCCUGCUCCAGUCUCCAGAAGUGCACAGUGUGAUGGAAGGCGACUCUGUCAGAUUUCAGUGUAAACUGGAGAAUGCUAAUGUCAGCAAACUCAUUGUUACUUGGUACAAGAAUAGAUCCAGCAAACAGGAGCUGAUAACAUACGAUGCACAGGGCCAUGUCUACCGUCACCCUGGAGUGACAGCACGUUUCCAACCUUCCAGGGAUAUCUCCAAUAACAGCUACAUCCUAACCAUCACAAAUGUGGAAGCUAGUGACAAUGCUGUCUAUGUCUGUAGUGUGCGGGGAUCGAGCUACGGGGCAGGAACCCAGCUGAACAUAACCGUCCCUGCAGUGGGAAUGAACAGAGAGCUGUGGAUAGUCUGGAUCAGCGUGGGAGCUGCCCUGGGAGCUACUCUCAUCGCUGGAGCUGCUCUUCUCUUCUGUAUCAGAUGCACUCGGUCUGGAAAACAGUCAUCUUCUUCACCUGUCUGUCCUGCUGAUAAUUUGCCAGCCCCAGAUAAUGAACCCGUCUCUUUCUCUGGAGACACACAGGUUCCCCAAAAGGCUAAGAAGUUGAUAAAAACCCAACCAGACACCUGUAAUUCACCAAAUGAUGGAAACAUAUUCAUUUCAAGCCAAAACCCGACAUACCACAGCAUAGAGGCAAAGUCUUACAGCAACAGCCAAAUGCAGGGGACUGAAACGGUUCCAGGAGAAUGCAGGAAUCACAGAGAACUGAAGAAACAGCAACGGAAAUUUGCAAAACACAAUCCCCAGGGUCAGUCGGCACCAAAGUCUCGCCGGAAAUCGACACUGAGGCGGUUCUUGGCCUUUGAGAAUCAAACACCAGGAAUGAGCAACCAGAUCACACUGACACCAACUGAUGAAGGAAUCUAUGCAAAUCGCAGUCAGAUUAGCCACACUCUCCACAAAAAGGUUCCCCAAAAGGCUAAGAAGUUGAAAAAAACCCAACCAGACACCUGUAAUUCACCAAAUGAUGGAAACACAUUCAUUUCAAGCCAAAACCCGACAUACCACCGCAUAGAGGCAAAGUCUUACAGCAACAGCCAAAUGCAGGGGACUGAAACGGUUCCAGGAGAAUGCAGGAAUCACAGAGAACUGAAGAAACAGCAACGGAAAAUUGCAAAACACAAUCCCCAGGGUCAGUUGGCACCAAAGUCUCGCCGGCAAUCGACACUGAGACGGUUCUUGGCCUUUGAGAAUCAAACACCAGGAAUGAGCAACCAGAGCACACUGACACCAACUGAUGAAGGAAUCUAUGCAAAUCGCAGUCAGAUUAGCCACACUCUCCACAAAAAGGAAUCCAGUGACCUACAAACAGACUCCAACUCAACAUAUGUGAAUUUGGAUCCACGACAUUAAGUCAGUGAACAAAAGGUACUUUGCUGUGGAACACUAUCUACUAAGAGUGAACCUUGAUCACUGAGUCAUGGAGUUUAAUGAUCUGCAGCCGGCGCUCUGAGAAAUUCACAGAACUUCUGUUUGCUUCAUGUGAGGGAGAAGGCUUAUGAAGAUUAUGUUGAUGAACCAACUUGGGAGUAGUUUUGAAAGGAACUUCCAGACCAGCAUGGACUGGUGGGGCUGAAUGGCCUGUUUCUGUGCCAUAUUUUCCUGCAAUAUGCAAUGUAACAUUCCCAUGUGACUUUCUCCUGAUUACAUUGCCUGAGCUCUGCAUAUUCACAAUCAAUCACACCUGAAGCUUCGAAUUCCAGGGCUUCUCAUAGUAAAUGGUUCCAAUUUACCAAACUAGGCAUUUAGUUAUUGAGACAAUAUGACUCUAAAGAGACAUACUCAUUUCAAUAGAACAGUUACUUGCUGAACAACUGGAGUGAAUUUGUUUAGAAUUCUGUUUGGAAACUGUGUUUCAUCCCUGGGACUCAUUUCCACUGAGGGCUGUAAAGGCCAACUCAUAGAUUGUCUUAAAGACAGAGAUUGACAGGUUCUUGAUUAGAAAGGGAAUCAACAGUUACAUGGAGAAGGCAGGAGAAUGGUGUUGAGAAACAUAUCAGCUAUGAUCAAAUUGUGGAACAGUCUCCAUUGGCCGAAUGGCCUAAUUCUGUUCGUUUAUCUUAUGGGAAUGUGGAACCCCCUCAAGUGACUAUCAGCAGAAGCCUCAUUGUUGAACAGAUAAAAAUAUACACAACAUACUCCCCCUCCUCACCUCAGCCAAUCAUUGUAUCAUUGUACCUAGUGAUGCAGCAUCAAAGGUGAAUCUUCCCCUCUCCUCUCAGGCUGACAUUUGUUGUCCAUCCCUCAUUCGCCUUGAACUGAGUAUCUCACAUGACCAUUUCAGAAGGUGGUUGAGAGGCAAACACAUUGUUGUGGGUCUGGAGUCACAUUUACAUCAGAUUAUCUCAGGACAGCUGGGUCUCUUCCCUGAAGCGCGCUCGUAAACCAGAUGGGAUAGCAGGAACUGCAGAUGCUGGAGCCAGAGACAACACAGUGUAGAGCAGAAGGGACACAGCAGGUCAGGGAGCAGCAGACAAGCUGGUAAGUUAAUGCUUG
Stegostoma tigrinum is the source of this 2627-nucleotide messenger RNA. RefSeq lists its product as uncharacterized. NCBI's taxonomy places the organism in Eukaryota, Metazoa, Chordata, Chondrichthyes, Orectolobiformes, Stegostomatidae. The coding region runs from base 57 to 1484 and encodes 475 amino acids. The record is from RefSeq and is a predicted model, not a curated record. The transcript is spliced from 8 exons.